Diutina rugosa is the source of this 1551-nucleotide messenger RNA. RefSeq lists its product as uncharacterized. Lineage: Eukaryota; Fungi; Ascomycota; Pichiomycetes; Serinales; Debaryomycetaceae. Gene Ontology annotation, biological process: tRNA processing. The transcript has a single exon. The record is from RefSeq and is a predicted model, not a curated record. The coding region runs from base 1 to 1551 and encodes 516 amino acids. Gene Ontology annotation, molecular function: tRNA (uracil(54)-C5)-methyltransferase activity, S-adenosyl methionine-dependent.
AUGAUAUACACUCGAUGGGCCAGUACCUCCGCCCGUCAAACAAAACAACUGGCUCGAUGGCUUAAGCGACUCGGUAAAGCUAAGCUGCGUGAUUCCAAGGAUAUCACCAGCCGCUCCAAUGUUCUAUUCUACGAGGUUCAAGAAGCGUUACGACAAGUCCAUCCUCAAGCUAAAGUUGAUACUAUAGCGAAUCCGGUUGACUUGAUGGAAGCAUUUUAUGUUGCUCGUCAUCGGCCGUUUGUUGAGGUGGACGUUGAUAUUGUCUUUCAACUGACUGAGGGCGGUGGGUUUGGGUUUGUCCCGAAGUCUUACGCCAAUGGCCUCACAGCAUCUGAUAUUCCUAGCGGUGCCCUCACCGCAGUGUACGUGCCCAAAUGUGUUGUGGGUGAUCGUGUGCGAGCAAAGCUUACUGUCCAUCAUCAAACUCACACUGAAGCUGACUUGGUGAAGGUGUUGGAGCCGUCACCGCGGCGAGAUGAUAAUCUUAUCGUGUGCAACAAAUUUGAUCGAUGCUCAGGGUGUACAUUUCAAAUGGUAUCAUAUGAAGACCAAUUACAAACGAAGCAGCUGUUUAUCCAGCGGGCUUACCGUUACUUUUACCCAGCUCUCGCUCAGGACGAGGGGUUUGGCUUUGUGGUAGAGUCGCCAUUGCAAUACCUGUAUCGCAACAAGCUCACGCCUCAUUAUAAACUCAGGAAGGAUACCAUUGACUAUGAUGAGGUGCCGAUAGGGAUGUUGGAUGUGAGACUGGGGACGGUGGACGUUGACCAUUGUCCUAUCGCCACGCCUGCCAUCAAUAAGGCGUUGCCAUUUGUUCGUAGGCAAGCUCGAGAGGCGAUGUCUGAACAAAGUCCUCGGGAGUACACUCUUCUCUUGAGAGAUAGCUUACACGUUGAAGCCAACGGCAACCAUCGCCAGGUGUGUUUGGAGGGUCCUAACAAAAUCAUCACUCAGAAAGUGGGUAAAAACCUUUUCCAAUUUAAUCUGGCGCUGUUUUUUCAGAACAACAGUUUCAUCAUGCCCGAUAUAAUUGAUUAUAUCAAGCACUUUCUCGAGGGUUAUCAAUACAAAUAUGUUAUUGAUGCCUAUUGUGGACUGGGCUAUUUCUCAGUGGCUUUGGCUAAAGGAACCGAUGCUGAAAAGACAUUUGGCAUUGAAAUUGAUAAAGAGCUGAUCAAAUAUGCUACUCAUAACGCUAAGCUCAACGGCAUGGGCGAGAAAGUCACGUUUGUUCAGGGUGAUGCCACAAACAUGUUUGACCGCGUAGAGUUCAAGGAGUUGAAUCUUUCCGGUGACGAUACUGUGGUGGUCAUGGAUCCUUCUAGAAAGGGUCUGACUCCUCAAUUCAUGCAACAGUUGUAUGAAUUUGGUCCUAAGGUGGUAGUGUACGUGAGUUGUAAUGUGAUGACUCAGGCGCGUGACUUGGCAAUGCUUGAACGCAUUGGCAAGGAAUCGGAUGGGGUUAAGUAUAAAGUUCUGAGUGUGGUGGGGUUUGACUUGUUUCCCCAAACUAAGCAUGUGGAGACCGUGGCAAUCUUAGAACGUAUAUAG